UUAUGUUAGACUCGUGUGUGAGAAGGCGUCGUUUUUUAUUUGCAAAAAAUUAACAAUUUUGUUUUUAGCUCGAUAAAAUAUUGUAUAAAAAUUAAUAAAGAACUAUGUGGAAUGUGUAAACAUGUAAAGGACAUUGUGGAAAACAUAAUAACUUGUGUUUAACAAAAAAUUAUUGAUACAGAAAAAACCGGACAUAAAACGAGUACAUGCAAAAGCCGCAAAGGCGUUGAACUGUGUAAUUAAAGUGUAGAGUAAAUUUUUUUUUGCAACUUAAAAUUUUGGAAAACCUUGUGAUUUGUAGGGGCUCUUAAGUGGAUUUAAAUAAAAAAUCUAUAGAAAUUAGUUUUUCUCCAUCCAGUGCAUUAAAAACGGCCAAAAUUGUGGAAAAACAGGAAAAAACACCCAAGCGGAAGAAGAAGGCUGCAGCCAGUAAAAUGGCUGCAGUCUUUUCGCCGCAACCACCGCCACAACAGCAGGCGGCUGGUCAACCACCACCGGGAGGUAUGAUGCAACCUCCGCAGUCUACGACUCCCAAUUCAAUGCAGCCGCCGCAGCAGCAGUCGGUUGUGGGAGGUCCCGGUCCAGGUGGCAUGAUGGGUCCGGGCGGUGGUGGUCCUGGAGGUAUGCCCCCUGUAAUGGGUAUGGGAGGUCCAGGAGGGCCUCCUAUGCAAAGGGGUCCGCCAAUGGGCGUAAUGGGUGGACCACCAGGAGGACCCGAUGGUAUGAUGGGUGGACCUCCUCCUGGCCAGCAUGGUGGAGGAGUUCCGCCACCACCCAGUCCAGCUCAUAUACAGAAAAUACUCGACGAAAAUUGUAAGAUUAUACAAACUAUACAAAGCUUCCAAAACAUUGGUAAAUCGUAUGAAUGUACUUCGUAUCAUAUUGCCUUGCAUAGAAAUCUCGUCUAUUUGGCACAACUGGCUGACCCCACAAUGAAUAUCAAUCAAAUCUUGCCGCCACCUCAUAUUCUUCAAGCCCAAGCCAAUCAACAAGGUCCUCAUGGUAUGAUGGGCUCUGGUGGUCCACCACCACCGCAGCAACAACAAAACCAGGGUGGACCACCACCAGGUGCUCAGUCACAAAUGGGCGGUCCACCAGGCACACCCGGUAUGCCGCCAAUGCAACAUGAUGGUUCUGGCCCACCGCCAUCUGGCGGUCAAAUGCCUCCAUAUGGCCAGGGACCACCACAACAUCCUGGUAUGCCACCAAAUGGCAAUCAACCACAACAGGGACCUCCUCCCACAGGUCCACAACAACAACCUGGAGGUCCUCAAGGUGGUCCACCGCCACAACAAGGUCCAUAUCGUGGUGGUCCUCAAGGACCUGGUCCCCAACAGCAGCCACAAUCAGUAGGCGGUCCUCAACAGCAGCAACAACAGCAGCCGAAUAAUAACACGCCAGGAAAUCAACAACGUCCCAAUAGUGGACCCACAGGACCAGGUGCCCCACCACCCGGUCAAGGCCCACCGCAACAACAGCAACAACAACAGGGUCCAGGUCAGCAAGGACCACAACAGCCGCAACAGCAACAAGGACCUCCACCACCACAGCAAGGUCAAUACAGAGGUGCAUAUCAACCACCACAGCAACAGCAUUCCCAUUAUCCCGGCUAUCCGCCGCAGCAACAGCCCCAGUAUCCACCACAAGGUGGUUAUCCCUAUGGUCCACCAACGCAUGGCUACGGACCACCGCCCCCAAAUGCACAAACUGGUUAUCAACCACAUGCCGGUAUGCCACCAACAUCGGCUGCCAGUGGCCCCCCUCAACAGCAUCCUUACGGUGCUAGUGGUCCAGGACAACAGGGUCCACCCGGUUCAUAUGCUCCACCACCCAAUCAACAGUUGCCACCCGGCCAACAACCGCCACCAGGACAAAUGUAUGGCCCUCCUACGGGAGGUCAAGGGCCCCCACCACCUAAUCAGUAUGGUCCUCCUCAAAGCGGCAGUGGCGGUCCUCCACCUCCAAUGAGUUAUGGUGGCUAUGGAGCUCCACCACCAAAUAGCUAUGGACAGGCAAGCAAUACACCACCAGGUUCCUAUGGACCGCCACCAACCAGCAGCGCACAAUCGCCAUACCAACCGUAUCAACAGGCGGGACCUGGACCUCAAGGAUAUCCCGGGCAAGGUCCGCCACCACCACCACAAGGAGGACAACCACCACCGCAACCACCCCAACAGGCAGGAGGGCCAAACGGUCCUCCCGGCAGUGGUUACAGUUCAUCACCCAGUCCUGGUCAAACACCGCCACCAAACCAACAACCAGCAGCUACUGGUGCAAAUGGCCCUUCAGCACAGGCACCACCCACAAGUGUACAGUCUACACCACCACCCACUCAACCGCCAACAAGUAGUGCUGGCACCGCCACAUCAGCCGGUUCGUCACAACCACCACAAACUCAAGCUGCCGGACCUCCACAAGCUCCUCCACCAGGCCAAGGGCCACCGACGCCAUCAUCACAACAACAACAGCAGCAACAGCAAACACCACAAAAUUAUCCGCCAGCAUCGAAUAGUGGACCACCACCUUCAGGUCCACAGCCAACAUACUCAUCACCGCCAGCUACCGGACCCAGUGGAAAUCCUUCGCCCUAUGGUCAACAAGGUGCUCCAGGUUCGGGACCGCCAAACACUACAGCUCCACCAACUUCGGCCAAUGGUGGGCCCGGUCAAGGUCCGCCUCCGCCAAUGGGUCCCAAUCAAUAUCAACCUCCACCAGGAGCUCCACAGCCACCAUAUGGUGGGCCACCACCACAAGGUUAUGGACCACCUCCACCGGGUAGUGGUUACCCUCAACAUGGAUAUCACCAGCCGCAGGGCGGCUAUGGAUCAAUGCCACCUCAAGGACAAUAUCCACCACCCUCGCCUCAAGGCUAUCAAGGUUAUCGUCCAGCUGGCGCACAACAGAUGCCUCCUCCAGGAGCGCCUCCACAAGGUCCACCACCGGGUGCAUAUUCCUAUUACGGCAACCAACCGCCACAGUAAAAAAAUAGAACGCAAACGCAACUUGAAAAAGCGUAAGAAAAACUACAAAUUUUAUAAUUUAAGAAUCUGUAAAAUUUUAACAAACAAAAGUCUUAAAACGAAAUGGAGCAAUAAGAGAUUGUUGCAAUUCUAUUAACUGCCUGACAUUGCAUGUAUUACUAACAACAUUUCUCCUAUAAUAUAAAGGCAUGUCUCGAAUUAAAACUUGGCCUAUAUGCAUAACUAAUUUCGAUCUGCGAAAUUAAAUAUUUAAAUAUUUUUUGCUUGUCGAUUUCAUUUAAAAAAAAUUGCAGUUUAAUAAAACAGUUAUAAAAUAAAAAGCCAACCAAUUGAACUAAAAUUUGUAUAAUACACACUUCAAAACAAGUUUUGAAAUUUCUUUAAGAAACACAUUUGAAAAACUGCCUUACAAUUAAACUGCGCUUUAUUUUAAAACUAAAAUACAUAAAUAUUUCUCUAUUUUGUUUCAUGACUAGAUUAUGAUUGUGUUAAAUAAAAUAACUCUCAACUCUAACUUAAUUUAUAAAUUUUCCUGCUAAAAUUCUUCUGUACUCUAUCUAUAUAUUCUAUCUAUAAUAUUUUUAGCUCUAAAUUUAUAUCAACCUCUCUCUGUUUCUAUAUUUAUUUGUGACUUCUUCUAACUUGUAGCAUUCUUAACGUUUUAUGUUUAAGUCUUAAAAUAUUGAAGAAAACCUUUUUUGUGUGUUUUUAAUCUAAGUUUUAAUUUUAAUUAUGCAAAAGAAAAAAAAUCUUUAAAGUUUUACAAAAAUUAACUGUUAAAUAGUUUUGAAUAAAUUGUUUUGAACGUUUGAACUUCAUUUUGUAGCAUUUUUGAAAAAAAUAUAAAAUUAAAAAAAAAAAACAAAAACAAUUACAACAAUAUGAUAAACAACAACAAACAUUUGUUCUGCUCCCGUGCUUGUCAAAUUUACAGAUUUUCAAGCAGAAAUAGCCAAAAAUUUAUAAUUAUAUAGAUUUUUUGAGUACGACAACGCUUUUCUUUAAAUCCUGUCUAUAUUCUGAAAAUUUGGCAAGUUCUGAAACAGAUUAAAUACAAUAUUAUGUGUCAACUUUAUUCAAUUUUAAAUAAUCCAUUAAAUUAAUAAUAACACUUUUUGCUAUGCAUUAAUCCUAAAAAAAAAACUUUAACGAAAUAUAUUUAGCCGUAUAAUUAACGAAUUUUUGUGAACAAAAAAGAAAACAAUUAUGACAUAAAUAGUCUAAAUAAAAAUUAAAAAAAUCUAAAAAA
This is a messenger RNA of Calliphora vicina (urban bluebottle blowfly), 4230 nucleotides long. RefSeq names its product basic proline-rich protein. The record is from RefSeq and is a predicted model, not a curated record. The coding region runs from base 435 to 2981 and encodes 848 amino acids. NCBI's taxonomy places the organism in Eukaryota, Metazoa, Arthropoda, Insecta, Diptera, Calliphoridae. The transcript is spliced from 2 exons.